GCAUCGCAAGGCUUGUGUGGCCAAGACAUCCAGAUAUCAUCCGAGUGGAUAAACUCUGCGCACAACAAUGCUGAAUCAGGCUUUCUGAGGCUUAGAUUUGUCGUGUAUGCUUCUCGUACAAUUUUCUUGCAGUGCUUUGACUGUUGUGUUUGUUUCGCUCUCUGUUGUGGCAUCUUGUUGCCAUUUCGUCCGCUCAGAAUGGCCAUCUAUGUUGACCCUUAUCAUGACACAUUUACACGCCAGUUCAAUACCCAUCACAAAAAGGAAUAUUGCACACUGAGUCAGAUGUUCAGAAUUUAGAUUUAAAUUCUAUUCACAGUAUGGACUCGCUAUCAGUGAGCGCCAGCAUCUCUGGAUUGAUAUCCAUUCUCGACCUUAUAGAUGGGAAGAGUUACAAGUAUGUCAAAGAAGUCAGGGGGUCUACCCAGGAAUUCAAAAAACUUAUCGACGAAAUGACCGAUCUAUACGGCAUUCUCAACCAAUUACGCUUGGUCGUUUCACGUUUUGACGACGAGUCAAUCUCUUCCGCUAUUCAAUUCCAGCACAUAGAUAUUUGCCGAACGCUUCUUGACAGGAUUAAGGAGAGAUUGGAUAAAGCUGACCGCGAUAAUAUCAGCAGUCAAAAAUCAGCGAUUGGCCGAACGAUUUCAAAUUUAGGGCGAGCUCUUAUCUGGCCUUUCAGCGUCGGCGAAACUAAAGCACUCAUCGAUGAUGUGACGACGCAGAAGUGUACUUUGAUGUUGGCACUCCAAGUAGGUGGAAUGAAUGCGCUGUUUGAUGCACUCGGUGGCCGGAGGAUACAAGGACUAAAUUUAGAAACGAUACAGGUGAAUGUGCUUGGCCUCAGAAAUGAUAAAUCGAUAUCUAUGUUGAACCAAAAUCAGAAGAAGAUUAUUGAAUGGAUAGCUUCAUAUGAUCCUAGUCAAAGACAUCAAGAAAUUGCAACGAAACUUCGACAGUCAGGUACUGGUCGGUGAUUCACCAAGGAAGAUCAAUUCAAAUCCUGGCUUGAUGAAAAGGUAUCGAAGUUGUGGUUGUA
This is a messenger RNA of Botrytis cinerea B05.10, 1039 nucleotides long. RefSeq lists its product as hypothetical. The transcript has 3 exons. The coding region runs from base 321 to 977 and encodes 218 amino acids. Lineage: Eukaryota; Fungi; Ascomycota; Leotiomycetes; Helotiales; Sclerotiniaceae. The record is from RefSeq and is a predicted model, not a curated record.